Messenger RNA from Helianthus annuus (common sunflower), 1680 nucleotides. Its product is annotated as protein DETOXIFICATION 16. Gene Ontology annotation, cellular component: membrane. Lineage: Eukaryota; Viridiplantae; Streptophyta; Magnoliopsida; Asterales; Asteraceae. The transcript is spliced from 8 exons. Bases 52 to 1524 code for a protein of 490 amino acids. Gene Ontology annotation, molecular function: xenobiotic transmembrane transporter activity; antiporter activity. The record is from RefSeq and is a predicted model, not a curated record. Gene Ontology annotation, biological process: xenobiotic detoxification by transmembrane export across the plasma membrane.
GACAAUAAGAAUAGUGAAAGAAAAAAACACAUUUUAUCAGAUAAGCAAAUAAUGAUAAAAGAACAAGCAAAAGCUGUUCAAGAUCCUCUUAUUCAGAGGCAAUAUGAUGAUCAAAACUUAACUGAACAUGAAGAUGAAGAUGAAGAUGGUGAUCUAAGAACACAAGUUAUUGUUGAAGUGAAAAAGCAGAUAGGAUUAGCAGGGCCAUUGAUAGCAGUUAGCUUGUUGCAGUACUGUUUGGAAGUUAUAUCAAUCAUGUUUGCUGGUCAUCUUGGUCAACUUCCUCUCUCCAGUGCUUCUAUGGCCACAUCUUUUGCUUCAUUCACUGGCUUCAGUGUCUUGUUAGGAAUGGGAAGUGCAUUGGAAACGCUAUGCGGACAAGCGUAUGGAGCUAAACAAUAUCACAUGCUCGGGAUUCAAAUGCAAAGAGCAAUGAUCACUCUAACAGCCUUAUGCAUUCCUUUAGCAAUCAUUUGGUUCUACACAACCACAAUCUUCAUAGCCCUUGGUCAGGACGAAGAAAUAUCGAUCGGGGCAGGAAAUUUUAUUCGUUGGAUGAUUCCAUGUUUAUUCGCAUACGCUUUACUUCAAUGUCUAAACAGAUUUCUUCAAACACAAAACAUUGUAGUUCCUAUGAUGACUAUGUCGGGUGUUACAGCUUUAUUACAUAUAUUUAUAUGUUGGGCGUUAGUGUAUAAACUCGGGCUUGGAAUCAAAGGGGCUGCAUUGGCUAAUACUAUAUCGAACUGGAUAAAUGUCGUUUUGUUGGGAGUUUAUGUGAAACUGUCUCCUACUUGUAAACACACGUGGACCGGUUUUUCAAAAGAAGCCAUGAAUGAUCUUCUUAGUUUCCUUAAACUUGCGGUUCCUUCGGCAGUUAUGAUUUGCUUUGAAUAUUGGUCGUUCGAUAUGGUUGUUUUGUUAUCCGGUCUUCUCCCAAAUCCAAAGUUGGAGACAUCUGUAUUAUCGAUCAGCCUUAAUACAUGUUGGAUGGUCUACAUGAUCUCAGUGGGUCUUGGUGGAGCAAUAAGUACACGAGUUUCAAAUGAAUUAGGGGCUGCAAGACCUGAAGCUGCCCGUUUGGCGGUCAUUGUCGUUGUUGUAAUCGCAAUUUUGGAGGGCUUGGUAGUUGGAAGCAUUACCAUUCUCGUACGUCGUGUUUGGGGAAGGUUAUAUAGCGACGACGAAGAAGUUAUCAACUACGUUGCAACGAUGAUGCCAUUGCUUGCAUUGUCAGAUUUCUUGGAUGGAUUCCAGUGUGUUCUUUCAGGGGCUGCUAGAGGAUGUGGGUGGCAAAAUAUUUGUGCAGUUAUCAAUCUUGGAGCUUAUUACAUUGUGGGAAUUCCUUGUGCAUUGCUCUUUGCUUUUGUCCUACAUGUAGGAGGCAUGGGGCUAUGGAUGGGCGUUAUCUGUGCACUUUCUAUCCAAGUUGUAGCACUCAUUGCUAUUAAUUUGUCUACUAAUUGGACCGACGAGGCGUGGAAAGCGAUUUGCAGAGUUCAAACAAGCAAUGCUAUUGAAUGACUUCAAGAGUUGACUUUCACUUUGACCUUCUAUAUUUGUUGAAUUGUUACUCUAGGAAAACAAGAAAUGAGUCUAAUGUAUGUGGUGUUUUUGUAUGGAGGGAUAAACAAAAACAGAAAAUUAUUGUAUGUAUCGGACACUCCCUCUUUCGUCGCC